Dinoponera quadriceps is the source of this 6021-nucleotide messenger RNA. RefSeq names its product probable Na(+)/H(+) antiporter nhx-9 (gene Nhe2). Gene Ontology annotation, biological process: regulation of pH; sodium ion transport; proton transmembrane transport. The coding region runs from base 1420 to 4554 and encodes 1044 amino acids. Gene Ontology annotation, cellular component: membrane. Lineage: Eukaryota; Metazoa; Arthropoda; Insecta; Hymenoptera; Formicidae. The record is from RefSeq and is a predicted model, not a curated record. The transcript is spliced from 17 exons. Gene Ontology annotation, molecular function: sodium:proton antiporter activity.
AAGCUUCUGUGCGCGUACCUGGUGGGAGCGAGAGGAGGGUGAAAGGAAGAGAGCGCUGGAUAGGGUCAGGGUGAGAGAGCGAGAGAGAAACGGACGGAAGAGAAAGAAAGACAGAGUGUUAUCAUCCACCCGCCGUCGAGGGCAUUGCCUACGCACGUUUUUGGCAGCGCUUCCCCGGCGUCAUCGCCGUCGUCGUCGCCGUCGUCGCCACCUUCGACGAGCAGCGCGCGUCAGUACGCGGCCGUGCAGUGCUGCCGUGUCGGUCGUUGGUUCGUUCGGUCGGUCGAUAGAGGCACGCCGGCGAAGGUGCGACACUCGUCCACUUCGAUGAGUCCUCUCCUUGUACUUUAUAAUGCGGCGCGCCCGUUAUCAUCGCGCUCCUUCCCGUCCCUCCACCGCGUCGUCGCCGACGUCCUCGGGCCGCCGCCGCCGCGGUCGCGUGUCGAUCAGACCUCGAGCUUAUCGCCAGGCGACACCGUGAAGACUUGAGAGCGUCUCGGUAUUCGCGAACGGUGCGUAAGACAAGCAGCGUCGUCUCUGCGAACGAAAGCCCGAGUUCGUCUUCUUACGCGCGGCACCCGGUGUGUGCGACAUUCGGGGGUUGCGCUCGUCGGCCCUGUCGCUGACGUCUCUCUCCGGCGACGGGGGGAGCGAUGAGGCUCCACGAGCAGCUGUCGACUUGUCCGGCGACGACGAAGCUGCCAUGAGUCACGUUUAAUUAUUGGACUCGACGUUUCAGCGAUUUACUGCCGCGAUAGUCGAUCGCGGCAUUCGUUUCGGCGCUGUGACUCGCUCGGCUCCACGUUCAAUCGCCGGACCGACUGGCCUCCACGCACGAGAAAGAGGGAGAGAGAAAGAGGGUGGGCUUCAUCGAGCAUUCCUGGAAAAAAAUCUCAGCCAGACGCGGCGAUCAUCACCGGGGGGACGGGGGAGGGGGAGAGGAAAAAUAAACCGCGACAGCUUUCGAGCGGGACGAUAAAGACUACUACUCGUCGUCGUCGAGGAAAGUCGUGCGCCGCUAGAAGAGGAAGAAGGAAGAGAGAGUUCAUUGACGCGGCUGUCGAAAUCGUCGCUCCGGAAUCGUCGAUCGAGUCGGCGAAUAGCGUGAGCCAGCCAGGAGAGCGAUCACGCCGGGGGUGCGAGCGGGUCGAAGGGCGCAACGGUGGCUCGUGUACACAUCGUGCAUCGUGUGUAUGAGUGCGUACAUGUGACUGCACCCGGAGGGUAAUCCGUCGGCCCCCUUCGCAGUGUACAGCCGCGAUUCGGGAACAUCGUGCCGAGCGCGUUCGUCGUCGUCGGGGGUUCCCUUCUGAUGGUACAGCGAGCAGUGAGUCGCCGGCGACGGACGUGCGCGGACGACGGCGAUCGACGGAAGAUCGUCCUCCAUUACCGUCGUCGUCGUCGUCGACGAGUCGUCGGAUGCCGCACGGCCUCGCCACGAUGAUCAUCCCCGUGCACUUCCUGCUGCUCGUCGUCGCCUGCGAGCCGGCGCGCGCCGGCCUCGCGCCGUUCCUCGGCUCCGCCGAGCGGAUGCAGCCGGCGGAGGAGCAGGCCGCGCACGGGCCCCAGGCCGACGUCGGCGACUUCCCCAGCGACCCGCACAGCGCCUACCCCGGCAUGGGCUUCGGGCCGAUGGGUCCGGUCCGCUCGGCCCUGUCCGACGACGCCACCCUGCGCAGCCUGUCCUCGGCGAGCGGCGACGACACCGCCGGCCGGUCUAAGGACUCCCAGCUCACCGCGCGCUCCGCCGACGACGACGUCGCCGUCACCGCCGGUGGAUCCUCCGCGCACGACGAGAACUCGCCGAAGCCGGAGUACCACAUCAUCACCGUCGAGUUCCCCCGCGUCGAGACGCCCUUCGUCAUCGGGAUAUGGAUCUUCUUCGCCAGCAUCGCGAAGAUCGGCUUCCACAUGACGCCGAAGCUCAACAAGAUCUUCCCGGAGUCCUGCUUGCUGAUCGUCGUCGGCGUGGUCGUCGGAGUCCUGCUGUUCCAGGCGAGCAGCGUCCACGUGUCGCCGCUCACGCCGGACACGUUCUUCCUCUACAUGCUGCCGCCCAUCAUCCUGGACGCUGGCUACUUCAUGCCCAAUCGGCUGUUCUUCGACCAUCUCGGGACGAUACUCCUGUUCGCCGUCCUUGGGACUAUAUUUAAUACGAUGUCGAUAGGUAUGUCGCUGUGGCUGCUGGGGAAAAGCGGCGUGUUCGGCUUCGAGACGCCCCUCCUCGACAUGUUCUUGUUCUCGGCGCUGAUCAGCGCCGUCGACCCGGUCGCGGUGUUAGCCGUCUUCGAGGAGAUCCACGUCAACGAGAUACUCUACAUCGUCGUGUUCGGCGAGAGUUUGCUGAACGACGCGGUCACUGUCGUGCUCUAUCACAUGUUCGAGACGUACAGCGAGAUGGGCGCUUCCAGGAUCAUCUAUACGGACGUGUUAUCGGGCCUAGCCUCGUUCCUGGUGGUGGCGAUCGGUGGCACGAUCAUAGGUAUAAUUUGGGGCUUCGCGACCGGCUUCGUCACCAGGUUCACCCACCAGGUGCGCGUAAUCGAGCCGAUCUUCAUAUUCGUGAUGGCGUACUUGGCAUACCUGAACGCCGAGAUCUUCCACAUGUCCGGUAUAUUGGCAAUAACCUUCUGCGGCAUCACCAUGAAGAAUUACGUCGAGGCGAAUAUAUCGCACAAGUCCCACACGACCGUCAAGUAUACAAUGAAGAUGCUGUCGAGCAGCUCGGAGACCAUCAUAUUCAUGUUCCUCGGCGUCGCCACGGUGAACAAUGCGCAUAACUGGAAUACGUGGUUCGUCGUCAUGACGAUAGUCUUCUGCUCCGUUUAUCGAGCCGUGGGCGUGAUAGUGCUCACGGCGCUGGCGAACCAGUUCCGGUUGCACAAGUUGGACAAGGUGGAGAAGUUCGUGAUGUCCUACGGUGGCCUGCGCGGCGCCGUGGCGUUCGCUCUGGUGCUCCUCAUAGAUCCGAAACACGUGCCGUUGCAGCCGAUGUUCGUCACCACCACCAUCGCCGUCAUCUACUUCACCGUGUUCAUCCAGGGGAUCACGAUCAAACCCCUCGUGAGGAUCCUCAACGUCAAGCGGGCUGAGAAGAGGAAGCCGACGAUGAACGAGAGGAUUCACGAGAGGAUAAUGGAUCACACGAUGGCGGGUAUCGAGGACAUUUUGGGGAAGCACGGCAACUACCACGUGCGGGAUAAAUUCAAGCGAUUCGACACCAAAUUCAUCCGGCCUUAUCUCGUGAGAGACCACUGCGGCGCCGAGCCGAAGAUCCUGGAGACCUACUCGAAGCUGGCGAUGAAGGACGCCCUGGAUUACAUAAGAAGAAACGCCUCCACGAUCGGCAAUAUCAGCGGCACCGAGAGCAUGUCGGCGAUAUUCCGUAAUUACAGCAAUACGAACGGACAAUUCAACGCGAGCCCCAGCUGCAGCCAGCUCGAGGCGGGAUGGAAUAUCGAUCUGCAGGAACUCGAGUACAAUCCCUCCAAGAAAGACCUGACGGACGCGCGGAUCCACCAUCUGCUCGCCGAAGAGCUCUGUAAACCGUACAAAAGGGUAGGAGAAAAACACCGGCGCUUGAGCUACAGUCGGCACGCGGUGAACGAUCGCGAUCUCUCGACGCAGGUCAAUUACAAGAUGCACAUGAACAUCCGGCGGAUGAUGGGCGAACACAAGCAUCGACACAAGCGCAGCAAGAAGCUGCUCAAAGACGGCAAGCCGACCCACGUGAGCUUCCCGGAGUUCCAGCAGCAGAACGGCUCGACGAAAUUGCUCCGGCAAGAUUACAUCAACGGCGUGCUGUACGAGCUGGAGAACGGGGAGACCUCGAAGCCCUCCAGCAAGGAGGACUGGGACUCGGCGAUCACGUUCACCGCGCGAACGUCCGAUUCUCCCAAUGUAAACGCCGACAAUCAACAUCCUACCACCACUACCACGUCGAUGGACACGAUUAAUUCUGACGAAGGAGACUUGAAAAUAGGACGCGACGGCGCGGAAGGCUACAGAGUCACCACCCCCACAGCCACAGAGACCAUGUUACCGUGGAAACGCGAGGACGAUUACGAGUCGGGUCACCCUAUCAAGCAGAAUGAAUUCCCAGCAUGGUGCUCCAACAAGGAAUACCUCGCCUAUAGCUCGCCCUCGGCCACAUUCUUAGGUGGGAUCGAGCAGCCGAAGGUCCAAUCCGUGAUUGGCCUAUUUCGACGCGAGAGCGUGUGCACGCCCGACAGUAUCGAUUGCCAGGAGACCGUCGAGGAGGCCGACGAGACGGACGAGUAUACCGUGACGAGAAUGGAUUCCCCCGCGAAAACGAAGGGCCACGCGAGAGUGCCCGCGAGGAGAGUGUCGAUGCUGGAGCUCGGCACGGCCGACCGGGUGCGCUCGGAGAAGGCGGACGACGGUUCUCACUCCUUGCCCGACUGCUGGAGUGCCCAGAGGAUGCGUCUUAACUCCUUCGCCUGCUCGGCCCAGAUGCCGAGCCUGUCGACCGCCCUGAUCACCUCCUCGUCGGAAUCGUCGGAGGACGUGGACGAGGAGGAGGAGAAAGCUUGACCCUUGGGGAUCGUCGAGGAGCAGCAGGAGCAGCCGUCCACGUACGCCGCGGACGUCGAGCGCCGGCGACGUCGGCCGCCCUUCCGGCGGCCGCCGCGGCGCUCGCUGCUCAGCUCGCUCCUGCGACGUCCGAGCGCGCCCGUUUGAGAGGACCUACCCUUGACAAGUCGCCUUCUGCGGCGCGGAUCGUCCGAGCCUGAAUCGGCCUGAAUCGCGCCGAACUCGGCGCGAAUCGGCGCGCGUCAGCGAAUUUCUCGCAGAUCCUCGCGCGGAGGACGAACGGGUUCUUGCAAUGUCGGGGUUUGCGCGCGAGUGCAGAUACGGGGAGAGGCGAAUGUUGAGUGUUGCGAUUCGAAGGAGAGAACGGAAGAUAUUUUUCUAAAGGCGCGACAAUGAGUCUUCCGUCGCGCGAUAUCACCCGGUGAACUUCGCUGAAACCGGAUCUCUCAUUUCGACAUCCCCGGUAUCGCUCGUGAUGAAGAAUCCGAGGGUGGUGGGGAAGGCAUCCGAAGACGUAUCAUCACGGCGAAGUGAAGAAUUCGAGUGGCCGCUGUCGCUUCGUCCGCACCGCAGGAACGCGUUUGCGAACACGAGGGCGCUUGUCGAGAGCAAGGGGUUAUUUCUAAAUCCGUCUCUAAAGACGUCAUGGAAUCGUGGCCUUAAGGACUAUGGAAGUACACUUGGACCUCGGCGAUGACGCGCUGUCGUCCUCGUCGUCGGCACAAUUCACUUGUCGGUGCUAUCGGUGAAGGAAGAGAACAGUCUCGCUGAAACCGUAGCGAGUACGUCGCAGGGUUUAUCGCGAGCACCUCUUCUCGAGGGUUUAUUCGACGACCGCACCGAGUCGUCCGGUCAUCGCUGCUUCACGACUCCGGGCUACGGUCGGGCCGUCGACUCGAUCCAGUUCGCCCUGGCCAGCUUUUAGCCAGCGUGGAAGUCCGGAACUACUACGUAGAGGUGUUCCUGAAACGUCGUAAAAUAGUCACGCUGCAGUCCUCCAUGAGACGACGUCAUUUUCGACGUAUCGAUUUGAUUUGCCUUAAAUCAAUGCAAUUGAAUUUUCGAUUUCCGUAACGCUAUUAGGGGCUUGCGAAAGUCCGUAGGAUCGUCGAUCGUUUUACCAAACGAUAAGUCAUUUUGCAGAACUAUCGAAUAAACGCCGAACUGUCAAAUAAAUACCCGAAAGGUGGUAGAAAGUGAUGUAUAUAUAAUAGGCAUUCCGACUAAACUUUGAUGGCACGUUGUUUCGUAGCUGUUAAGAGAAUACCGACAAAAAGUCCGACCGACUUUUGCAAGCCUCCUGAUACUUUCCAUGGGAGGCGCUUUUGUUCCCGAGUAAAUGAUUUGUACCUCUCGUCUUGAUACUGAACGUUUUCACCCAUCUUGGUGAUAUCCGCACGGAGAAAAAGAUUUCUUUGGAUUAAAUAAAAUCUCUUUGAUCGAAGCAAAUUUGUCUUUUGGAAUGGA